AUGAUUAAAGGGUGUUUAAUUAAUAAUUCUGGUAAUUUGUGUUGGAUAUCAAGUAUUGUUGUUAAUGAAAAGUUAUAUGCUGGAGAAAGAAAAUGUUUAUCUUUAAUUAAUUCUAUCCCUCAAUUACCACAGACAACUACAAUAAUUGGAGGUAAUUUAAAAACACAGUCAAACCUCAUUUUAAGAUACUAUAUCUCUAUAUUAUACAUACCUCUAUUUAAGAAACGUUUUUAA
Messenger RNA from Meloidogyne enterolobii, 234 nucleotides. The record is from the annotation of a GenBank genome assembly. NCBI's taxonomy places the organism in Eukaryota, Metazoa, Nematoda, Chromadorea, Rhabditida, Meloidogynidae.